AUGAGAAUCCUGAAAAAAAGAUUCAACAUAAAUAAAGUGGAUGAUAAAAAAGUUUUCCUUAUGGAUAUUGGAAUGGUUUUUCGUCCAUUUGGUAUCAAUGAGAAACUCCUUGAUGAAUUUGAAAUACCGAUACCAAUUUGCAACGGCAACUUUUCAUUGCAAGGAAACUUAGCAAACAUAGCGGAAAUGCUCGGAGGGCAGAUAAACAGAGAGAUAUUUGAUCUCGUGUUAAAACAAUUAGAGAUUGAUGAUAUCAUUAAGGAAGGGACAUGCACUUUACCUCCGCCACCUACAAAUUGCCCAUCGGUCAUGGACAUUUCACAAAUGAUACCACAAGCCAUUGAAAAUAAUUUACAAUGUAAUUUGGCUGAAAACUGUUACGGAAUAUCAUGCUGCGUCAAUAUAAACUUUUCAAUUCCGAUGUCGAGUAUUGAAAUGAACAUAUCAUUUCCGGUUUGGUUUCAACUAGAUCCCUGCGAUUUUCGAAUCAACACGGGCAUUGGCCCCUCUCAAUUCGAGGAGCAACUUUUAAAAUAUGAGUGGGGAAAGGAAUCAACAAUAGAACUUCUGUCCGGAGACAAUGCGCCAAUAAAGAUAAUAUAUGCAAUAGACAACUUCGGCGAUGGAUUCAUAACAAAUCUUCGUUUAGAGAUAUGUUUACCUAUAGAUGACACGAAAUAUUGCAUUCUUCCUGACGGUUUUGUGCUUUUAGAGGACGAGCAAAUACCGGCAUGUUCACUGACUGCUUGGACUAAUCUAACAGACUUCUCAUUUGAAGAAUGGGUGAUUUCGAAAGGAGAGAGUAUCGAAGAGCAACUAUCAAAUGCAGGGAAAGACGCACUCUUAGAUCUUCUUGGCUUGAAUGAAUUUCUGCUUUCGCCGCCAUGUGACCGCAAAAGAGGUCCAUACAGUCCGUCUAUGAGUGGAUGGAAUAAUUUAUGUCCGAAUAGUUUUGUCAACCUUCCCUCCAAGCUGCCGAGUUAUUUUUCAUGUAGUGUACCAGACUAUUGUACAGGAAUCAACUGCUGUCUGGAGGUUAAACAAAUUGGACUUUCAAUUAACGCAUUUAUAGACAUAGACAUGUGUAACUACACUAUUUCCGGAGGAAUUGAAACUCUGACAUUCAACUUUUCUCUUUUCAACUACGAUUGGGGUAAGACAGAAACGGUUUCAGUAAAGGACAUCUUUCGAUUAAGGUUUUCAAUUAAAAAGCCUACCAACGAAAAUGUGUUCAUCAUAACAAUGCGAUUAGCCGUGUGUCUUGAACGAGAUGGAAGAUGCAUUAUUGAUGAAAAAGUACUAGAUGGCACAAAGGUUCCUCAACCAGGAUGUGACAUGUCCAUAGAUAUAUCAAAUUUUUCAGCUGCAGUUUGGUUUGAAAAUAAUGGUCUUGGAAAUCUAAGUAUUACUGACGAGCUAUGGGGUGAUGCUAUUACUUUUUUAUCAGAAGUUGUUGGUCUAGAUAAACACUUCUUAGAUGAGCAAUGUGACAUACAAACAGAUCCUUACAAAAAUGCCACAAUGAGCUGGUAUAAUGAGUGUCAAUUUUUGAAAGCGGACCUCCCUGACUUGCCGGAUCAUUCAGUCUGUCACAUCGGUACUUCAUGCACAUCACUUGCAUGUUGUAUAAAUGUUAACUUUCUUCGACGAUCUUUACAAGCGUCUUUUGAGAUUGACUUUUGCAAUUACACAAUUAAAGGGAAUUUAGAGAAGUCGAAUUUUAAAUUUGAUCUAAUCGACUUUAAAUGGGGAUAUGAGGCAAAAGAAAAAGUCUUAGAUCUUCUUCAAAUUAGGUAUAAGCUCGACAAAACUGACAAACACUUCAUUUUCGAUCUCUCUGUUGAAGUAUGCAUGGAUUCUAGGACAUCUUGCCAGCCGUCCAUAGAUAUCUACAAGAAAGCUAUGAUACCCAUUCCUGUGUGUAACUUAGAUGCAGGAUUUACUAUUGGAAGCUUUUCACUCAAUGAAUGGUUAAACAAUGUUGGCAGUUCGAUUGAUGAUAAUCUUCCUACAGCAGUUGUUGCUUUACUUCUAAGCCAAUUAAAUAUUGACAAAUUUCAACAAGAAACACCCUGCUCUUCAUCUGAUGUAAUGUUCAUGAAUACAUCAAAUGGAUGGAAUUCAGAAUGUAACGCUUCCUUUACACUACCGUCACUGCCAGAUGAAAUGGUGUGCUACAUGGGUGACACAUGUACAAGUAUUGAAUGUUGUGUAUCUGUUGAUAUACUAAGAACAUCUAUCCAUGUGAAAUUUCUCCUCGAUACCUGUAGAUACAAACUUACAAUGGGAAUUGAGCGUUUGGAGACGGAAGUAAUCUUACUGGACUAUCAAUGGGGCAAAACAGGACAUUUUACUCUCGGAGGAGUUUUUCAAAUAGAGUACAGAAUCGAUGACCUGCAAAGUCAGAAGAAGUUUAUUGUAAAUGCGAAGUUGAAGAUUUGUUUUGAACAAGAGUAUUGUCUCUAUGAAAUCGACAUUCUAUCAGACGCUUAUAUUCCAAAACCUCUUUGUGACUGGAAUGUUCGAAUCACGGCACCGGGUUUUUCACUAGAUGACUGGAUAAGCCAAGAGGGUUAUGACUUUGAAAGCGGAUCAUUAAAGGAAUACAUGAUAGAGAAAUUGUUUGAUACGCUUGGACUGUCCAAAUAUUUAGACGAAAAUGAAUGUAAUAGAGAAAUGCAUCCGUUUACAAAUGGUUCGAAUGGCUGGACAACAGACUGUCCUAGAACAUUAGAUACCAUUGGACUUCCAGAUGUGAUAUCAUGCCAUAUUCCGACGUACUGCACAGGAUUUGAUUGUUGUGUUUACAUGGAUAUAGUGAAGCGCUCUUUCAAACUGUAUUUACAUAUUGACACUUGUAAUAACAUGUUUUCAAUUGGGAUUGAAAAGUUCGGAUUGAACGUUUCUCUUCUUGAGUACGAGUGGGGAAAAGCAGAACAGUUCUCGUUAUUUGGUGCAUUGCGGAUAAGUUACUCUGUAUUAAACUUGGCUACAGAACACCAAUAUGUGAUUAAUCUGGACAUGUCUUUAUGUAUCAAAGAAUCGACUUGUGAAACUACCUUUUCACUUUUAAAAGAUGCAAGAAUUCCAAAAAUAGGAUGCGAAAGGAAAGAGUCUUUAUCAGAUUUCAAAAUGGAUCAGUAUCUAGACAGUAUCGGAGUUCGGCUUGGUGAUAUAGAGAAUACUUUGUCUGGCAUCGUAGCUGACAAACUGCUAGAAACACUUGGUGUCUCUAUGUAUAUUCUUGAGGAGCAAUGUGAACAUACAGUUAGCAAUGAACAAUAUAUUACAAAUGAAUGUGACGCAUUAGAUAUUGACUUGAAGACUCCUGAUAUAAUGACAUGUAUCAUACCUACACAUUGUACCGGAAUCACGUGCUGUAUCAAUAUUCCACUGAUUGGUAGAUCAAUAAGUGUUACAGUUGACCUCGAUGCCUGCACAUACCAACUUUCAAUUACUAUCGAAAAACUCAAACUGGACAUACGACUUUUCGAAUACGAAUGGGGGACAUGGCAGCAGUUUGACAUUAAAGAUGUUUUUAGAUUGAAGUAUCGCAUCGAUGAUCUUGAAUCAAGUAAACAGUUUGUUAUAUCCGUACGCUUCCUAGCUUGUUUUGACAGUGAAACAUGCAGCGUUGAUGAAUCUAUUGUCGAUAACCUAUUACUUCCCAAACCCCUGUGUAACUUCGAAGGAUCAUUCAAUAUUCCUGACUUUAGUCUUCAGAAAUGGAUCGAUGAUAACGGAAACAAACAAACAGACUCACUUUCAGAUAUACUAAGAUCAAUAUUAUUUGAACAACUUGGUUUGACACCUUACUUACUCCAAGACGAAUGCGAUGUCGGGGUAGACCCCGGAUGGACAAAAGAUUGCCCGCUUAAUGCGUCUUUGCCGUCACUUCCGUCAAAUAUAAAGUGUGCCAUAGGGGAACGAUGUUCUGGAUUUACAUGCUGUGUAAAUGUUCCAUUGCUACAACGGUCGUUUUCGUUUUACUUUGAUCUAAAUACCUGCAAUUUCUUACUAUCAGCUAGAAUAGAGAAGUUGGUGUACAAUCAAUCACUUGUCAACUAUGAAUUUGGUCAUAAGAAAACAGUCGAUUUAUUUGGCGUUGUCAAGCUAUCCUAUACCAUUUUUGAUGACAAUACUCUGUCUGUAUUCAAACUUUCUGCGGAAGUAAGCAUAUGUUUAGACUCAAACAGUCCAUGCAGUCCUGUUAUUGCAUUGAUGGAUAAAAUACAGUUUCCAAAACCACUUUGUAAUUGGGACAUGCCUUUUAAAGUUCCAGGUUUCGACAUUGACAAUUGGCUUCAAGAACAUGGCAUAACAGAACAAGCUUUAAGAGACACGUUCCUUGCGCAAUUAAUAGACACACUCGGCUUGUCACAUUAUUUCAAAGAUAAUGAGUGUAGCCAACAAGAAACUCCAUACAAAUAUAGUGUGAAUGGCUGGAAUACAGAUUGCCCUUUGGCUAUGAUGUUGCCCCAAUUGCCCGACGAAUUACGAUGUUAUGUACCAGAUUAUUGUACAGCCGUUGAAUGUUGCCUUGAUGUUGGGUUACUUAAAAGAGGAUUUAGCGUAAUUCUGUCGAUUGACGCAUGUUCUAACAGACUUGUUGUCGGUAUAGAGGACCUCCAAUUGAAUGUGUCCCUUAACGAUUAUAACUGGGGUUCUACAGAAGUGAUUACUUUAUUGGGUAUUAUUCAAAUUACAUACAAAAUAGAAAAUUAUGAGAAAAGCAGACAAUAUGUCGUAGAUGCUGGAUUAAAGGUAUGCCUUAGCCAUGACAAUUGUGAAUUUCAAACAACAUUACUGGAAAAUACUACAUUUGCAAAACCACUUUGUCGCUGGGAUUCAGACUUCUUGAUACCAGAUUUUUCCCUUGAUGCGUGGCUGGAUGAGAAUAACGUAAUUGAUAUUACACAUCUUCAAACGAAUGUGAUAGAUAAACUUUUGAAGGAGAUCGGUCUUAAUCAAUAUCUGCAAUUAGAACAAUGCGACAGAGCAACACAACCAUUCUCAAAAUUAGCUAGGUUUCAGUCAGAAUGUCGUGAAGAAAUACAGUUGCCUGAUUUGCCUGAGACUAUAUCAUGCUAUCUGUCGGAAAGGUGCACCAGUAUUCGCUGCUGUGUUGAUGUCGAUGUCAUACAAAGGAGUUUUGACAUAACUCUAAAUUUGGACACAUGCAACUAUAUUCUCGAAGCACAAAUUGAAAACAUGAAACUAGAUGUACCUCUUGUUGAUUAUAAAUUUGGUGAAGAGAGUAAAGUGUAUCUAUUUGGUGUCAUUAGGCUUCUAUUUAAAAUAGAAAAGGUCGACGAAACUGCAUUUAUCAUCGAUGCAACGAUUGAUGUUUGUUUUGAAGCAAGUGGAGCUUGCAUUUUCUCCUCCAAAAUUCUGAAUAAUGCAAGAAUACCUAACGUCUUCUGUUCUCAUGGAUUUGGAUUCCAGAUUCCCGGAUUUUCUCUAGAUGUGUGGUUAAAGAAUAAUGGAAUACGAGCCGGUGAAACUAUCGGUGGAGCACUUCUUAGUAACUUAUUCAGUGCCUAUGGUAUUGAUAACUACCUACAGAGUGAUCAAUGUGUAUUGCAAGAUUCGAGAUUCGAUGACAAGCAAGGUCAUUAUGAAAAUAUUUGA
Ruditapes philippinarum (Manila clam) is the source of this 5631-nucleotide messenger RNA. RefSeq lists its product as uncharacterized. NCBI's taxonomy places the organism in Eukaryota, Metazoa, Mollusca, Bivalvia, Venerida, Veneridae. Bases 1 to 5631 code for a protein of 1876 amino acids. The record is from RefSeq and is a predicted model, not a curated record. The transcript is spliced from 37 exons.